Molecule: messenger RNA, 1275 nt
Organism: Coniophora puteana RWD-64-598 SS2
Lineage: Eukaryota; Fungi; Basidiomycota; Agaricomycetes; Boletales; Coniophoraceae
Exons: 3
Coding region: 1-1275 (424 amino acids)
Source: RefSeq, a predicted model, not a curated record
AUGUCGCUCUACCACCUGGUCUCAAUACUUGUCUCAGCUGCAGUACAGGCCCUGCCCACUGGCUCCUCUGAUGGGACAUCCGUACUCAGUUCUGCAGAGGCGCCCUGCUCGGAUAGCCACCGUUCUUUGUGGACCAUCGUCUCCACGUGCCUGCUCACUAUCUUCGCCUGCGUCUACACGUCGGUGCAUCCGAAUGUGCCCGAUCCGUACGAGCGUCUGCCAGCUAUUUUACGCCGAGCCGCGUUUAUCAUGUUGUUUGCGGUUCUCGCGCCCGAGUUGAUCGUGGCAUGGGCUUCGAGACAGUGGUUUUCGGAAGACGAAGCAUGGACACAUACUCACAGCUUCUACGCUUACAUGGGCGGCUUCAUGGUAUACCACGAUGGAAAGCCAUGGCGCACGAUAACGCCUCCUAGGCUGCUAGAAGCUGUUCGCAGCGGAAAUAUCAGUCCCAUACGGCUAGCUAAGAAAGAGAUCGACGACACUAGCAAAGGCAACUUUAUCUCGAAAGGGCUCGCCGUCCUCCAGGUGACGUGGUUUUGCAUGCAGCUUGCCGCACGCCGUCGCCACGGUUUGGGCAUCAUCCCUCUCGAAGUCGGGACGGCAGGGUUUGCGGUCCUUUGUUGCAUCUCCUACGCGCUCUGGUGGGACAAACCUCUGAACGUCGGACAUCCUAGGCGUCUGGAAUGGAAGACGGGUACACCGCCUGGCGACUUGCAUUCAGACUGCAAUCACCUAGAGAAGCGCCACAGAUCUGAGGGCGUCAUUCAGGCCUUUGGAACCCUUCUCGGAUGGUCCGAACGAAAUCUAGAAUUGCGAGUCGAAACUUUCGGCGGCGACGAUGUCACGGUAGACUGCCCGGACUGGCGCGCCUAUAUCAACAUCCAACAUUUCACCAGAAGCCAGUUCAUCACCGUCUUCUGUAUAGGCGCUUUGUCAUCCACCAUCUUCGGUCUCGUCCAUGUCGCAGCAAGCGAGCUGUCGUUCCCCACCCGCACAGAACAAGUCCUGUGGGAGGUCAGCUCCCUCAUUACCGUUCUAAUUCCCCUCAUGGCUAUUCUCACAACAGCCGUACUUGGCGUCGUAUACAAAAAGACGACAAACUGUGCGCUUGCGUCGAUCAUCCCAGCGACUAUCUGGUUUAUAUUCUGCGUUUCCCCAGCUCUUUAUGUUAUCAGCCGAGUCGCUCUUAUCACCAUUAUGUUUACGUCUUUACGCAGCCUCCCGCCGAGCUCAUACGAGACGGUUCCUUGGACGGAGGUUAUUCCGCACCUUUAA